Rhinichthys klamathensis goyatoka is the source of this 1818-nucleotide messenger RNA. RefSeq lists its product as uncharacterized. The record is from RefSeq and is a predicted model, not a curated record. The transcript has 8 exons. Bases 27 to 1595 code for a protein of 522 amino acids. NCBI's taxonomy places the organism in Eukaryota, Metazoa, Chordata, Actinopteri, Cypriniformes, Leuciscidae.
UACUCCUGCUGAACCGGAUGUGAUUCAUGCUCCGUCUCAGUGUUGUCGUUGCGUGGCCAAUCAAUGGCGGACGGAGCCUGUGCGUUUGUCUGCUCAGAUCUGCGCCCGUCAGCAUGGAUGUGAAUUUGACCAUCUCUCUGAUGCGGGGCCAAAUGGGCGCUGUCAUAGAGAAAGCCGUGAACGUCGCGGUGGAGACCGUGUUAGGAGAGAUGAUCCGGGUGGUCGGGCUCAAAUUUGAGGAGAUCAAACGGGAGAUGACAGCUAAAGAGAAGGAGAAUGAGAACAUCCGGAGAAUGUUGGAGACGUCCCGCUGUCAGAUGAAAACAAUGCGCAAGUACAUUAGUGUCCUGGCUGCUAAAGACGCCAACCAUAGACUGUAUCAGGGAGAUGGAGACAUGGUAUUAUCCACAGGGAUACACUGCAGAAGAGUCCAGACGAGCACUGUGUCAAUGUGUGCCAAAGCCCCAAACCCCUUUCCCAGACCGAGAGUCACUGAACCUGCCCCUGUAGCUGGACCCUCAUGGGUGAGACAUCAGAUGCACAUGCCCAAAGAAACCUUAAGAAAUGAGAAUCACAUUGCUGAUUUCCACAUUGAAGAGAUCCAUGGAUCAUCAGUUAAUAAAGUUGAUAACUCAAACCCUCACCUGGUGGACAGUCAGGGGCUUCUGUCUGAGACCAGUGAUCCAAUAUGGGGCCAAACCCCUCUGGCCUCUGCAGAGACUGGGCACACAGACAUGUCCGACAGCAGCGUCCUCUCUGCACCCAUGAUGGCAGAUCCAAGCUUGUCAUCCCAGACCACAAGCACAAGUACAGUGACCUUUGGAGCACCAUCGCUGAAGAUCAAACAGGAGGAGGCAGAGGUUGAAAUUGUCUGUGUGAAGGAUGAACCUGCAGAAGCUGGCAGCAUGUCUAGGCUUGAAUAUUGCAACCCUGAACUGCACCAUCAAGUGGGGGAACCAGAGCUUGGGCUCUCACUAGAUCUACCUGCAUCCUUUCAAGCUCUUCAGAGUCCAGGCACUUCAGCAGACCUUGCAAUCCCAGCAUUCAUCAACAUGGACCCAACCACCUCCAUGUCAGAUGCGAGCCCAGAGAGUUUUGAAAAUAAUAAAUGUACAGCUGACGAGAGGGCUAUUCUUGAGUGGCAGGGAGAAAUGGACUGGAAAAUCAACCACCUGACUGCAUUGGUUCAGUGUCUUGUGGGGGACAAGCACUUUGAACCCCCACUGCAGAUGGAGGAUGAAGACGAGGAUUGCGUCUUGCCUCUGAUGUCAAUGGAGGAUCUUGACCGGUUGGAGCAAACGCUUCUAGACAAAGGGAAAAUGCAAAAAUUGUUGAACAGAUUGUCUGUUAGUGGAGGUCAAACUAUGAAAAAGACCGUGGGGAGAAUUUGCAACAAGGUCUUUGCCUCAAACGUGGCAAAACAGCUCAAUUGGUGCGGACGUGGAGACAAGCGAGGCUUGAGAAAAACAAAUAUUGGGGUACUAAUAAUAGCUGCAGCUAUGAGGAACAGUGCCCUCCUGACUCCCACAGAAGCAGAGGCAGAGAAAUGCAUCAAAGACUACCUGCGUUUGGCCCCAGGAAGGACAUCCUCCUAAUCUAUUGUAAAAAUAUGACGACUCUCAGCUGUGUGUGGGAGGGGUCCAAAAGCAGGUGCGUCCGAGACGUAAGGACCUGAACCUGAACCUGUAUGAAGAGUACAAACGCAGCAGAACUUUGAGUCUAAGAGGCCGGAACACAAACCGAGGGCUUGGUACAAACCGACGGCGUGAGCUGGAGCAGACUCUACCACAGGCUCUACUUGCAGACCUGGUAAGAGAA